Lactuca saligna is the source of this 642-nucleotide messenger RNA. Lineage: Eukaryota; Viridiplantae; Streptophyta; Magnoliopsida; Asterales; Asteraceae. The record is from the annotation of a GenBank genome assembly.
AUGAUUUCGUCUGCAACACACCUCCUCCGUCCUCACCAAGUGGUUGAUUGUCAUCGGUUAACUCCACCGUUGAUUCUUGGAAUGAUGAAGGAACUGUGCCGGUGGUGGAGAUUCCCAACAACAGUAUCAGCUCUCUCUCUCUCUCUCUCUCUCUCUCUCUCUCUCUCUCUCUCGCUCGCUCGCUCUUCUCUCAAGUGCACCGGUGGAGACGAAGCUGACGAUCGCCCCACCCCCACACUAUCGUCUAGCGAUUGGAUCGUCUCUCUUCCGCCACCAUCAGAAUCUACCACCGCCUCCAUGAUCGAAACUCCACCAAGCUUUGGUAGGAUGAGUCACCUCCAACUUCUUCAGCAUGUCGAUGUUCCUCAAAAGCAUCGAUGUUCUGGAUUUGGGUUAUUGGCGCCUCCACCGACAUCUCACGUCUCGAUCUUCUCUCAAGUGAUCAUCAAACACCUGACCCCCACGCCUCCACUCUUCGUCUUCUCUCUUAUGCUACCAUCAUCAGCCGUAUCUUCUUAUGCCGACCAUCAUAGCAUCGUAAUUGCUUCCUUCACUGUCGCUGACAACGAGACGGCUCUGGGUAGCGAUGGAUGGAGCUCACAGACAAUAUUUAAUUGGUUCAGGGCUUCGGUGCAUGUGUAG